Daktulosphaira vitifoliae (grape phylloxera) is the source of this 282-nucleotide messenger RNA. Its product is annotated as acylphosphatase-2-like. The record is from RefSeq and is a predicted model, not a curated record. Gene Ontology annotation, molecular function: acylphosphatase activity. The transcript has a single exon. The annotation marks the transcript as partial. Lineage: Eukaryota; Metazoa; Arthropoda; Insecta; Hemiptera; Phylloxeridae.
AUGGCUUUGGAGCUAUUGAGCGUUGACUUUGAAAUAUUCGGGACAGUUCAAAAAGUUUCAUUUCGUAAAUAUACAAGAGAACAAGGAAAAUUGUUAGGUUUACGAGGUUGGUGUAAGAACACACCUGUUGGAACUGUUAUUGGUACAAUUGAAGGACCACCAAAACAAAUUGACAAAAUGAAAAAUUGGUUGCAAACAGUUGGUAGUCCAGCUAGUCGCAUUGUUAAAGCUGAAUUUAAAAAUGAAAAAUCAUUGAACGAUUAUAAAUAUAAUACAUUCACU